Molecule: messenger RNA, 2596 nt
Organism: Cloeon dipterum
Lineage: Eukaryota; Metazoa; Arthropoda; Insecta; Ephemeroptera; Baetidae
Product: G-protein coupled receptor Mth-like
Exons: 9
Coding region: 659-2536 (625 amino acids)
Biological process (GO): G protein-coupled receptor signaling pathway; cell surface receptor signaling pathway
Cellular component (GO): membrane
Molecular function (GO): G protein-coupled receptor activity
Source: RefSeq, a predicted model, not a curated record
AAUUCCUUCAUCAUUACGGAGGUUUUUGUGGUUUCUGAAACGAAAGAACCAAAAUUGUAAAUGUCGCACUCGAAUUGACUCAUGAUUAUGAGUGCACUGCAAAACUGAAAAAUUAACGCUUAGUUAUUUGACCUUUCCUGUAAGUCAUAUAACCACAAAAGGGAAGUAAUCUUCCUUUAUUGACCGCAAAAAGUACUUUUUUAUGAGUGGGAAGAUUCUCAUUUUGAUUGCAAACCCGUACAAGUGCUCAUGUUAUCCUUAAAAAGUAAGCUCAAAAGUAGCAUAUUUUUUUCGUGCAAAUUCAGUUGUAUGUUGUAUAGUUGUCUCUUUUAAAACAAAUGAUUUGUUUUCAACAAAAUCAUUUCCGUACCAGUUCAAUAAUCAAAUUUUAAAAUUUUAUGGAUUUCAACUUCAGACUUCUUAACAAACUUUGGUUACUCACGCGACGCAAUUUAAUAUUGACGAGGAUUAAUUUUUAGAGGAAACGCGUCCUUGUGGUUAGGAAACAUCACUCAACUUCCCCCAACAAAUAUUUCACCGCAAAUUUGAUAACCUUGCGAUACGUCAUGUAGCUAGCUGAACUCUCUAGAUUAAUCCUCACGUCCUCGUAUCGCAUUCUUAUAUUUUGCGAGGAAGAGCCGACGGCACAGGCAGCAAAAUGAAACUGCUUUUUUUAUUUGCCGUGCAAAUAUUUUAUGGCGUUAAAAGUAAUCAACUGAUUUUGCAAAAGUGUUGUCCGCAACAAUUUGCGUUCGAUCGUCAAACGGAAAAGUGCGAGUAUGCUGGAAAUAACUUAGGCCUAGACUGGAUACCAAAUCAAGUGAAAAAACAGAAAAUAUUAAAUAAUAGAGCUUUCCGACUUUCCGUGCCAUUGCUUGAAGAGUUUGAUUUUCGUUUUAGUCCAUGCCCGUAUUUCUUAGAAGGAAACAAAAAGCCUUUUUACGUGUCUUCGAGCACCUAUGUGCAACUACAACCCAUACAGAGUGCAAGUUUAUUCGCUAACAACCAAUCAUACGACCAAUGGUGCUUUGAAAAAGUGCGUGGAAAGCAAAAUUUAGGCGAGCAAUGGGUGGUACUGUCUUGUACAUGUUUGCACGAGAUCUGCAUUCCCAGAUGCUGUAAAGGAGGCCACGUGCAUUCUAAUAAGCAUAAGGCAUCAGUAAUGGCAUUUCAAAAUAUGUGCGCGGACGAGGUCGCGUCUGACUGGGAUCCGGCGACAGCCGCAGACCUAGCUCUGUCAAAGGACAACCAAAAACCUUGGUUAAUCCGUGCAGUGACAGUAGAAGAGUAUAAGGUGAACUGCAUUCACUCGGGGCGCAAUAACUACAGCAUAACAAGAAGGUCAAAAGAACUCCGGAAUUUUGAAAUUGAUGCAGUUGGAAAUUUAAAAUCGGAAAGGUACUUUGCAAAUCGAUGGACCUACUGCCUUACCGAAGCUGACGUGCACGGAACAAUAAUGACUGUUGCUCUCUUGUGUGAUACCACCGAAUUCGCAAUUUCUUUUGACGACGCGUACACACAGAGUAUAUUAGCCGGCGUCGGUGCAGCGUUUACGCUGCUAACCCUGUUCAUCCACGUGAUGGUGAAGGAUUUGCGCCAUGGUAUCAAAGGUGUCAGUUUAAUUGCUCACUGUGCCUGUGUGCUUGGCGCCUACCUCACCAUGGCCUUACGCCCGUUGGUCUGGGCAGACGAAAGUGACGCUUGCACAUUGCUAGGUGUAUUCACACAUUUCUUUCUCCUGUCAGCAUUUUACUGGCUCAAUGUGAGAGCAAUUAUCAUUUACGCAACGUUCAGGUCUUGGAAUUCAGUUUUGAGUGGACUUUCUAUGAAGACGCGCAGUUUUCCAGCGUAUGCUCUGUACGCACUUGGCGUGCCGGUUUUCAUAUCCGGCUUUAUGGCCUGGGUUCAGUUCACUGACGAAGAUGAUCUUCCUUAUUGGAUUGUGUGGCCAGACCUUGAUGAGGCUGCUUGCUGGUUUAGAUCUCCACUGGGUCGAGCUGUCUACUUUUCCUUACCCAUGGGAAUAGUUCUGAUUUUGAAUAUUUGUCUCUUCGUCAUUACGUUGAUUAAGAUCUUAGCAUUCAAGAAAGAGAACGCAAACAUUCUGAAGUCGAAACACAGCACCAACACCAUCAAGGAAUCUCUUCAAUUUGACAUGGAGAAGAUGAAGCUAUUCGCAAAGCUAUCGCUUCUCAUGGGCUUGACGUACGUGUCCGAAUUUGUGUCUUGGAUUAAUUACAUUUCAUCGUACUACUGGUACGCUUCAAACGUGGCAAUAGCUUUUCGAGCUGUUUUAAUUUUCGUCGUAUUCUGCUGCAACCGAAAGGUUUGGAGUUCCUUAGGCGAGCAAUAUCCUGCAGCGAAGAGACUUUAUGGGCGCACUGCUAGUAGAUUUAGGAGCUGUAAAUGCUGUAACAAAAGGAAAUUUCAGACUCAAAAGCUUGAUGAGAUUGAGAGUUCGUCUAAGUUAACUAGCGUAAGUGGUGUUAAAUCCACCGGUAGCGGUGAAAGUUUGGAAAUGAUUCGAUUGACCUGAAUAUAAUUAUUGUUUUAGAUAAAUUUACGAUUUACAGUUUUUUAUUAAAUGUGAAAAGCA